AUGAUCGGCCUCCACCCACUCAUCGACAACGGCCUUGAGAAAGGCGGCCCGAACUUUUCCGGCGGAACUCUCGAAUGCCACUGCCUCAGCAACCGCGUCAAAGUCGAGAUCAAAGGCAAUGUUGCUCACAACCAUGCCUGUGGCUGCUCUAAGUGCUGGAAGCCAUCCGGUGCGCUCUUCUCCGUCGUCGGCGUCGUACCCGUCUCCAACCUCUCUGUGACCGCCAAUAGACACAAGCUCACCCUCAUCGACUGCAAUGCUGCAAUCCAGCGUAACGCAUGCAAAGACUGCGGUGUGCAUAUGUUCGGACGCAUUGAGAAGGAUCAUCCAUUCAAGGGAUUGGAUUUCAUCCAUGUGGAGCUGAGCACGGAUGAAGGUUGGCAGGAGCCACAAUUCGCUGCAUUCGUGAGCAGCAUCAUUGAGCAGGGCUUUGAUGCGAACAAGAUGGGAGAAGUUCGAGGAAAGCUGAAGGAGGUUGGAUUGGAGCCAUACGAUUGCUUGAAUCCGCCUUUGAUGGAUUUGAUUGCGGCAUAUACGGCCAAAUCAAAGUGAGUGUCGAAUUGCAAGAUGGUAGAAAGCUCUCCGACUGACUUGGUAAUUGACCUAGGCUUUAA
Lecanosticta acicola is the source of this 614-nucleotide messenger RNA. NCBI's taxonomy places the organism in Eukaryota, Fungi, Ascomycota, Dothideomycetes, Mycosphaerellales, Mycosphaerellaceae. The record is from the annotation of a GenBank genome assembly.